Messenger RNA from Megalops cyprinoides (Indo-Pacific tarpon), 2363 nucleotides. RefSeq names its product zinc finger protein 653 (gene znf653). Gene Ontology annotation, molecular function: transcription coregulator activity. The record is from RefSeq and is a predicted model, not a curated record. Bases 80 to 2056 code for a protein of 658 amino acids. Lineage: Eukaryota; Metazoa; Chordata; Actinopteri; Elopiformes; Megalopidae. Gene Ontology annotation, biological process: regulation of transcription by RNA polymerase II. The transcript has 10 exons. Gene Ontology annotation, cellular component: nucleus.
AAUGACUUCCGGUGACAUCCAACAGUAAACUUCCGGUGAGAUCAAAUUUCAUACAACCACAACAACAGCUGUUACCAAGAUGGCGGAUGCUUAUGGCGAAGAGGUAUCUUCCCUGGACACCGGCGAAGCCGGGGACCAAAUCUCAGCCAUACUCAGGCGAUGCAGGGGUCGCCCUCGGCUCACGGACACCGACCGGGCGAAGAGGCGGCUGGAGUCACGGAAAAAGUACGAUGUGAGGCGGGUGUACCUCGGAGAAUCGCACAAGGUCUGGAGCGAUCUAAGGCGGCGGACCAGUCUGAGCGACGCCGGACUCGCAGAGUACUUAAUCUUGCUGCACUCAACAUACGGAGAGAGGUAUCAGAUGAAAUACGGCGGGAAGAAGCCGACUCCAGAGCUGUUUGUCAGACAGAAAAGAGGGAAGAGGGAGGAGGUGACUAGCCUCUGCAGUCUGGUCAGCUGGUACCAGGACCACUGCCACUCCUGCCCGCACGAGCCCCAGCUGCAGCCCCCUGCGGCACCCCCAUUGUCUGUGCUGUGGCAGUGCCAGGCUGGCCACUCCUUUAUGCAACACAUCUCCCAGCCAGCAGGAGACGCUAGCGAGUCUGAGACUGAGGGGGAGGCAGAGGGUGGCAGCGGGCCGGGUGCAUACGCACAAGACACAGAGGGUGUCACGACCAGGACCAGGAGGAAGAAGAGGGUGGCAGCAAGCAAGCAGUUUCAGGGGGAGGAAUCGGAUGAGGCAAGGGCGAAGGACACCAGCAUGACGCUGAAUCACGUCAGCAAGGCAACAGCCCUCAGACACCUGCCAGGGUCUCCCACGGGCCAGGGGGAUGCCCCCAUCGAGCAGUCAGUCGGGGAGCAGUCCAUCUGGGAGAUGGAGGUGGUGAUGGAGGGGGACAAAGUAGUGGAGGCGGAAUCAGAAGCAGAGGGAUCGUGCAAGGGUGCACUGAUGAAGCAUGACACUGCAGAGAGUGAGGGUGGGGAGAGGUUGGGGGCACGGUUCGGAGCAGUGGGGACCCAAGGCAGGGGGGGCACAGGACAGGAGGGCUACGAGUGUGUGGUAGUGACAGCUGCCAUGACAGACCAAGCAGACAAGCAUGGCGAUAUGGGUGUGGGAAGAAGCCACACCACCAGCGGGACUUCUCAGCCCCACCGCCCUCUGGCUCCACCCCCCAUUCAGGUUACAGGUCAAGGGGAGCUGUUUGAACAGCAGACCCUGCAGACGGUGGUAGCGAGCUGUCAGAUACCGGAUGCAAGAGGAGCACUGGAAGGGUCACAGGUCAUCAUCAUCACUGGCCCCAGCUACGAGGCCCUGACGUCAGAGGGCAUCCAGCUGAAUGUGGGGGGUGGGGGUGGUGACGAGGUUACCUGCACCUUCAUUGAGGGUUUGGCCUAUAACCAGGUGUGCCAGGCAGAGGCAGGCCUCAGACCACCUGUUCCAGAUACACACGCCAUCAGGGACCUGGGAAGCAAGCAGCUGGUGCAGCCUGGCGUGGGGUCAUGUGUGCUGGAGACCGCCUCCACCAAGGAGCCCCAGCGGGGCCUGACAAGGUCCAGGCGGAGCAGGAAAGGACCAGUGAUCGAGGCAGAUGGGAUGCUCAAAAUGUUCCAUUGUCCGUAUGAAGGCUGCAGCCAGGUGUACGUGGCCAUCAGCAGCUUCCAGAAUCAUGUGAACCUCGUUCACAGGAAGGGCAGGACUAAGGUGUGCCCUCAUCCUGGCUGUGGAAAGAAGUUCUACCUCUCCAAUCACCUGCAUCGGCACAUGAUCAUCCAUUCAGGUGUGCGGGACUUCAUCUGUGAGACAUGUGGGAAGUCUUUCAAACGUAAGAAUCAUCUGGAGGUCCACCGGCGCACACACACAGGAGAAACCCCUCUGCAGUGUGAGAUCUGUGGGUACCAGUGUCGUCAGCGGGCCUCGCUCAACUGGCACAUGAAGAAGCACACGCCAGAGGCACAGUACAACUUCACCUGCGAGCACUGCGGGAAGAGGUUUGAGAAGCUUGACAGCGUUAAGUUCCACAAACUGAAGAGCCACCCCGACAAGCAAGCUGCUUGAGGGAGGGAUGGUGGGUGGGGCAGAGAGUGGGGAUGAACCAUGUGAUGGAAAUGACUCCAAAAAGCUGAGCUGUCCACCACCUACACUUGCUGAGGGGCAAGCGUUCGCCCACUGCGGUUAGAGGAUGUGUAUGGUACUGGUAAUGAUGCCAGAGCUUGUUCCUUACUUUUUGUCCUUGAUCAGACUCCCAAGCCAAGAUAGCUACAAUGCUCGAAACCACCUGAGCAGAACCUGCCAAGGUGUUGCAUUGCAUACACCUUUUACCCACAUAUUACACUGUAAUGAUCCCCUCUUAAGCUUCUUUGUG